CCUCUGAUAUUUCCAUUUUACCAUCAAGGUUCCCAUAAGAAGCUCCAGUUGGGUCGUGUAGGCAGCAUCGAAAGCAAGCCACAACAUCAAGUCAUCAACUCGUACGAAUCCACGAUGGAGUUCAUAGUCGGUACCUUCAAUCACCCUUCCCUCUUUCUCCUCCAGUUCCACCCACCUACAGCCUCCUCCCCCGGCACGCUCAAUUUUAUAAAGGAACACGCCGCUAUCGGUGGCCACUCCUGGCUCUCCCUCUCAAAAGACAAGAAAUAUCUCUACUGCACCGCUUGGACUUCCAAACCCUCAAUCGCCGCCUACCGCAUCGCUUCUUCCGGCUGGGAUGUCCAGUUCAUCAACGCAAAGCACGUCAAAGCUCUUUCGGGCUACGUCUGCAGCAAUGAGACCCACGUAUUCAGCGCAGGCGGUCCUUCCGGCGAAGUCUUCAAGCUUGAAGCCGAUGGUGCGAUUGGCGAUCUCGUGCAGGAAAUGGACUUUAUCACAGGCCAAGGCGAGAACCAGAGCGAGAAACGUGGAGCUGUUGCACAUGGAGACUUUGGCGGUUUGAGGCAUGGUGCACAUAGUGUGGAUUUGAGCCCGGAUGGGAAGGCGCUGUAUAUCGCGGACAUCGGGAGGAAUUGCAUCUGGACGUACAAGGUACUGCACUCGAAACGAGCGAUCAACGACCCACCAUUGGAGCUUGGAUCAAAGCACAUAUCACCGAGGAGCCAUGACGGUCCGAGACAUACCUGGCCACAUCCGAGCGGAAAGGUUUUGUACAGUUUGCAGGAACAUAGCAGUAUGGUGGAUGUCUUCGCGGUGGCCGACGACGGCGUGACGUUGGAGCACAAGCAGGGUGGGAAGCUGUUACCAGAAGGCAAAGACUGCAAGGAGUUCUGGGCGGAUGAAGUGCGGUACUCGACGGGCCCGGACGCUGCGAAGCCGAAGUAUCUGUAUGCUUCGAAUCGCGGGCUGGAGUCAGGAACGCUGGGCUAUGUGGCCGUAUUUGAGCUAGACGAGCAAGGCCUGUUGAAGAGCGAGCAGGCGAUCGACAUUUGGCAGACACCGACCUCUGGUGGGCUUGCGAAUGCAAUUGAGCCGGCGCCGUGGAAGAAGGAGUUUGGUGAUGUUGAGUACUUGGCUAUGUGCGAUAGUGAAGAGGGGAUGGUGUUCGUUUUGAGCUUUGAUGGAAAGGCUGUGAAAGAGGUUGCGAGAGUAAAUCUGGGCAAGACGGAAGAUGGCAAGGCUAUUGGUGCUGCGACUCCAGUGUGGUUGUAG
Zymoseptoria tritici IPO323 is the source of this 1272-nucleotide messenger RNA. RefSeq names its product muconate cycloisomerase I, MLE (gene MLE). Lineage: Eukaryota; Fungi; Ascomycota; Dothideomycetes; Mycosphaerellales; Mycosphaerellaceae. The record is from RefSeq and is a predicted model, not a curated record. Bases 115 to 1272 code for a protein of 385 amino acids. Gene Ontology annotation, molecular function: 6-phosphogluconolactonase activity; protein binding. The transcript has a single exon.